Messenger RNA from Sorghum bicolor (sorghum), 938 nucleotides. RefSeq names its product probable glutathione S-transferase. The record is from RefSeq and is a predicted model, not a curated record. The coding region runs from base 39 to 722 and encodes 227 amino acids. Gene Ontology annotation, biological process: glutathione metabolic process. Gene Ontology annotation, cellular component: cytoplasm. Gene Ontology annotation, molecular function: glutathione transferase activity. NCBI's taxonomy places the organism in Eukaryota, Viridiplantae, Streptophyta, Magnoliopsida, Poales, Poaceae. The transcript has 2 exons.
AAGCAGAUAGCAGCAAGAACCAACAAGCAGAAAGAAACAUGUCUCCACCUGUAAAGGUCAUCAGCCAUUACGCGAGCCCAUUCGGGCACCGCGUCGAGGCCGCUCUGCGUCUCAAAGGCGUGCCUUACGAGCUGGUCCAGGAAGACCUGAACAACAAGAGCGAGCUGCUGGUCGCCAGCAACCCUGUCCACAAGAAGGUGCCCGUGCUCCUCCAUGGCGACCUGGCGGUUUGUGAGUCCCUCGUCAUCGUUCAGUACGUCGACGACGCCUUCGACGGGCCGUCUCUCCUGCCGGCCGACCCCUACGACCGUGCCAUGGCCCGUUUCUGGGUUGACUUCAUGGAAAACAAGUGCUCCAAGUCGUUCUGGCUAGCACACUGGGCGGAGGGUGAGGCGCAGAAGGCUAUGGUGAAAGAGGCCAAGGAGAACCUGACGCUCCUGGAGGCGCAGCUCGACGGGAAGAGGUUCUUUGGUGGUGACACGGCCGGCUACGUCGACAUAGCCGUGAGUGCGUUAGGACCUUGGCUGAGUGUGCUUGAGGAGGUGACUGAAUUGACCUUGGUGGACGCCAAGGAGUUCCCUGCUCUAUGCCAGUGGUCCAAGGAGUACAGUUCCAAUGAAGCGCUCAAGCCUUGCCUGCCGGACAGGGACCGACUCGUCGCCUACUUCACUGAAAACAAGGAGAUGUACAAAAUGUUCGCCAAGACAAUGUUGCAGCAUUAGUUGUGUGCAAUGCAAUGCAAGAGCAUGUCUUUACACUUGGAAUAAUGUAUGGACCGGAUCAGAAAUACUAAUAGUGUGUGCAGAAGCAAAACAAUAUUAAAUGAUGAUUCUUUGAGGUCUCGGGUGUGUUGGGGUGGUGGUAAUCAGGAUAUUACCAGGACUGUUAGGUGUUUCGAACUUUUUCUGCUUAAUGAAAAACACGCAACGCGUGGUCUC